AUGUCUUUAUAAUUAGAAUAGAGAAUUUGCAAAGUUCAUAAUUAAUUAAUUAUUGCCACUGAUAUUAAAAAGGGUUGUAAUCAAGAAAAUAUACAUUUUUGUUGUUAAUGUUUAAUACAAAAAACUAAGGAAUAAACAAUACAUAUUAAUGAGGUUGCUUAAAGUUAUUUAGAUGAUAUCAAAACAGAUUAUUUAUAAGUAAAAACAAAAAGUUUUCAAAAAACUUAAAAUAUUCUAAACUAACUCUAAAAUUUUAUUGAUGAACUUAAAAUAAGUUUAGUACUUAUUUGUGAUAAAAUAACAUAAUAAAUUAUUUAAGAAAGUGAGAGAUAAUCAAGUCUUUUAGAUAAUUUGAAUCAAACAAUCAAAUCAAUUGAUGUUUAUAAUUUUAAUGAAUUAUUUCCAAAACUACAUAAUGAAGAUAUUGAAAAUUCAGAAACUCUAUUUAAAAGUAUUUUAUAAUCUCAGAUACUAUAAAUAUCAAAUCACAAAAAAAUAGAAGAAUUUCUUAAAUGUGUAGAUUCUUUUGAAAUUUAAACUUAUAAGUAGGAAUUCUAUUAAAGUGAUCAAAAAUAAUAAAAUUGUGAUGAAAACUAUAUUGUAAUAAAUUCUAUUUAUAAUUUAUAGGACACUCCAGGAUUGAAAGUACUUUGUCAAAAUCAUAAUAGAGAGAUAAUAGCUUUUGAUUUAGAUCCAGAACGAGCUAAGGAAAAUAGAUUAGCUUGCAUUUAUUGCAUUGAAGAUAGUCCAAUAAAAUAUUUUUCAUUGACAUAUGUCUAAAAAUAAUGGAAUUAAUUAUAAUAAAUAAAAUAAAAAAAGAUGGAAUCAUUAUAAUAAAAGAACUAUGAUAACAAAUAGGUAAUAUUAUAAUAAUUAAAUAUUUUCACAUAAGAAUUAUAAUAGAAAAAUAAUUAAAUUAUUGAUAAUCUAAAAGAACAUCAAUCUAUUGUAAAUAAUAUAGCAAACUUAGCCUUCCAAGAAAUUAAUGAAGAUUGGUAAAAUUUAUAAAACAAAAAAAUUCUUGAUAUACUUGAAAUUUUGUCAAAUACUUAAUUAAAUGAUAAAAUAUCAUUUCCAUAAGAAAAUGAAAUAUUAGAGUAGGAAAUUAGAUUAAAUUAAAACAUUUAUAAUUCACUUUAAAAAAUUAAAGAAACCUUUAUGAAUAUAAUUCAAAAAAUUUCAGAAAAAAUUAAUUUGGAUUAGGAUAUGUUAUCUUUAAAUGCUAUAAAAUUACCUAAUAAAGAACUUAUAUUAAAGCAAAAUGAGAUAUAAUUAAAUAUAUAGAUACAAGAAGAAUAAAAAUAAUAAUAAAUUAAAUAAACUUAAACAGAAUAAAUUUCAGAAUUUUAAGGAUAAUUAAAUUAUAUAAUGUAGUAAAAUCAUGCAAUAAAAUAGAAUGAUAAUUUUAGAGCAAUAGGAUUUACAACAGAGAAUGACUUUUUGAUUGCAGGUUGCAAUAAAACAAUAUAGAUUUAUAAAUUUUAUUGUGGGUAAUUAGAACUUGUUUAAUAAAUAGAUAAACAUGAAUAUAAUAUAAGUUCAAUCUAUAUUAUGAAUAAAAGUAAAUCCUUUGUUUCAGGAGAUUUUAAUGGAAAAAUAAUAUUUUGGACAUUAGAAGAGAAUGAAUGGAAAUCUAUAGCUGAAUUAAAAGAACAUUCUGAUUAUGUUAAUUAGAUAAUAAUGAAUAAAGAUGAGAAUUAAAUGAUAACAUGUAGUGAUGACAAAUGUAUUAAAAUUUAUACAAUUGAAUAAUAAUAAUGGAAAUGUGUAUAGACUAUAGAGAAUCAUCAAAAUAAUGUUAAAGCUAUAUCAUUGAAUUCUUCUGAAAAUGUUUUAGUAUCAUGUGGAAUUGAUAACAUAAUAUUAAUAAUUGUUAAAGAUAAUAUUGAAUAAGUAUGGUAGGUAAAAUAAACAAUUAAGAAUGAAAUUUAUGGUUAUAGAAUUUGUUUCAUUAAAAAUAAUAAUUUCUUAUUUCUACCUUAAGGAUAAUAAAAAAUGUGGUUAUAUUAAUAAUAAAAUGAGAAUGGAGAAUAUGAAAAGACAAAGGAAUUUGAUGUGAAUAAGAUAAAUAGCAAUUGUAGUAGAUGGUUUUAGUUGGAAUAUAAAGAAUAGAAUUAAAUAUUAUUAUGUAAGAAUGGAAAUUGUGUUAAUUUAUUUAAAGUGUAGGAUGAUUGUUCAUUAAUGGCUGAAUAAACAAUUUAAUUUGAAACAUAAGGUAUUUAUGGAUUAAUUAGUAAUGAUUCUUUAUAUUUAAUAUUAUGGGAUGAAAAAUCAAAGUAAUUUUAGAUUAGAAAGUAAUAUAUUGAAUGA
This is a messenger RNA of Paramecium pentaurelia, 2310 nucleotides long. The record is from the annotation of a GenBank genome assembly. NCBI's taxonomy places the organism in Eukaryota, Ciliophora, Oligohymenophorea, Peniculida, Parameciidae.